Molecule: messenger RNA, 3438 nt
Organism: Rubroshorea leprosula
Lineage: Eukaryota; Viridiplantae; Streptophyta; Magnoliopsida; Malvales; Dipterocarpaceae
Source: the annotation of a GenBank genome assembly
AGGUGAUUGAAACCAACCUUAAGCUCUUUUUACCUUCAUCCUAAAGGUAGCCCCGAUUAUUGUUGACUUAAGCAUCGGAGUGUCUACCUCGAGUUCCACCUCAGGGUUUUUCAGGUCAAUCCGGAGUGCAGACACGGACUGAAGAAGGACUUCUGGUUUGGUGCAUUUACAUUUGGCACCGUCUGUGGGAAACCGAAUUGAAAGCUUUCUUGUUGCUCUCUCAUAAUGGUUAACACUCGAUCAGUCUAAGUUGGAAAUCCAUCUCAGCCUCUCGGACAAGGUCAAGUCCCCAACAACCUUCCAUCUCACCUCCCACCUCAAAUCCCAAAUAUGUUCCCUCUUGUUGAUCAUGUAGAAGGAGGAGAUGAAAACCAACCUCACAACUCAGCUCACAACUCAGCUUCUACCGCCAAUCAAGACGUAGUUGCAGUUCAGCUUGCUGUCAUGCAACAACAGUUUGGUGUUUUUCAGUUAGUAUUGGCUCAGCUCUUAGCUCGAAACAACCUUGCACUAGCUCAGCAACCCCUUCCUGAUGAUGUCACUCAACAUCUGGACAGCUUAGAAAAAUUGGUAGCUGAACAGCGAGGUGCCCCACCUCCACGCUAUAUUGCUGACUCCAUACCCCAUCCUCUAAACACCAACAUCACACUAGAACCCUAUCCCGCUGGCUUUAAAAUACCUCAACUUGAGACUUAUGAUGGGACGAAGGAUCCCGAUGAUCACCUACAUGCUUUCUAUUCUUUGUUGGAAGUUAGUUCUUUCGACCAGGCUGUGGGAACUGCAGCUGUGAUCUCAAGUCUUAACCAUGAGAGAUUCGGAGAUAGUUUGAUCAAGCAUCCUACCACAACCUUUAAUGAGGUGAAUGAUAGAUCCUUGAAAUUCAUAACUAUUGAGGAAUAUACCCUGUCGCAGAAGCCAACCCCCUCUAAGAACCAAAGCCCAAAUUGGAGAGAUGAGAAUCAGAGCAGGAAACGAAUGAGGACAGUACAGAACCGAGGUCCGAUGUCGACCUCCACACCGAGAUUCGGAAGGCCGAACUUAGCACCUCCACAACAAUCUGCAAGUAAACCUCCAGUUACUUGGACCCCUUUUACUUUGCCGAGGUCACAGAUUUUCAUGCAGAUUAAGAGUAAGAUGAACUUAAGGCGUCCGGGCCCAAUGAGAACUGCUGCUGGGGUGAUAAUACCUCACAAUGACCCUUUGGUCACCUCAGUAAUGAUCAACAACUGUCAAGUCCAGCGUGUACUUGUUGACACUGGCAGUGCACUUGACAUCAUUGGCCGAACCUAUGUGACUCCUUCAAUUCGAUUUAUGGUGGUCAAGAUGCCUUCCUCUUUCAACAUCGUCAUUGGCCGGCUCACAUUAAUAGAGAUCCGAGCUGUGGUCUCUCAAUCUCAUCUCUGCAUGAAAUUUCCAAUCCCCAUGGGAAUUGCAACACUCAGAGUGAUGGGGGUUGAAAUCCUUGAUAACCGACCUGAGGAUGAAACCCGAGCUGCUCCGGGUGAAGAUGUAGAGGAGGUACAGAUUGAUGAAAAAGAUCCGAACAGAAAAACACAGAUAGGAACUUGGUUGAACCCUAAGGAGAAAGCAGAGUUGAUAACAUUUCUCCGAACCAACAAAGAUGUUUUCGCAUGGACCUCAGCAGACAUGCCAGGGAUUCCCACCUUGAUGUGCAUCGAUUACACUAAUCUCAACCAGGCAUGUUCAAAAGACUAUUACCCAAUGCCAAACAUUGACAAGCUAGUUGAGGUAGCUUCUGGAAACGAGAGAUUAAGUCUCUUAGAUGCAUACUUUAGUUACCACCAAGUCCCGAUGGCUCCUGAGGACGAAGAUAAAACCUCAUUCUAUGCCGGAGACGAAAUUUAUUGCUACAUGAUGAUGCCCUUCGACUUAAAAAACGCAGCUGAAGAUCAUUUAACUGACCUCGAGGAGAUAUUCAACAAUCUCAGAAAAAAUAGAAUGAGGGGGAUUGAGGUUAACCCCAAGAAGAUCAAAGCAGUAGCCAAGAUGGAACCACCGAAGUCAGUAAAAGACGUGCAGAGGCUGACAGGGAGAGUAGCAGCUCUUCAUAGAUUCAUCUCGAAAUCAGUAGAUAAAUGCCUGCCAUUCUUCAGGAUCAUGAGAUCAGCAGCCCAGAAGGAUGAAUCUCGCAAACAAAAGAAGUUUGAAUGGAAUUCAGAAUGCCAAGCUGCAUUUGAUGAGCUGAAGUCUUAUCUUAGCUCACCCCCUCUACUGACAAAGCCAAAAAUGAUGGAAAUCAGCAUAGAUCCUAGCACACCGGGCUGGACAGAUCCAAUUAUCUCAUUUUUACGAGGUGGAACAGUGCUUGUAGAUAAACAAGAAGAGAUGAGGUUGAGGAAGAAAGCAUCUCGGUAUACCCUUGUUAAUGAAGUCCUCUACAAGAGAUCCUUCUCACUCCAUCUACUCCGCUGCUUGAACCCUUAUGAGGCUGAAUACGCACUUCAGGAGGUGCAUGAGGGUGUCUGCGGAAGUCACAUUGGUGCUCGAACUUUGGCUCAUAAAGUCCUUAGACAAGGAUAUUACUGGCCCAACAUGUAUAAAGAUGCCACUCAGUUCGUACAGAGGUGUCAGAAAUGUCAGUUCUUUGCACAUCUAAUUCAUCAGCCAGCAAAAGAGCUCACUAAUCUGAUUGUGGCUGAUAAUGGAACUCAGUUCAACUGCUCCUCAUUUAGAGAUUUCUGCUCCAGUUAUGGGAUCAAAUUGCAGUUCACCUUGGUGUACCACUCGGAGUCUAAUGGGAUGGUAGAAUCUAUCAACAAAGUUAUACUCGAGGGGAUAAAACCAAGAUUAGAGCUGCAUAAGGCCAGGUGGGCAGACGAGCUCAAGAACGUUCGCUGGGCAUACAGAACUACGAGCCAAACUACCAUAGGUGAAACACCCUAUCACUUGGCCUUUGGUACCGAAACAGUCAUUCCCAUCGAGAUAGGAGUCCCAAGCUUCAGGGUCACCCAUUUCGAUGAAGGACGAAAUGGACAACUGCUUCAUGAGAACCUUGAUCUGCUUGACGAAGUUAGAGAAGAAUUAGCACCAAACUGGGAAGGCCCCUACACUUUAGCCGAAGUGCCGCACCUAGGUGCUUAUAUCCUAUGGGACACUGAAGGCAAAAGGGUUCCUAGAGUCUGGAAUAUCAAUAACUUGAAGAAGUUCUAUCCUUAAUACACUUCUUUCAAGUAAACUUUAUCUUAUUUUUUAUAAUCAUCAUUAUUCUCUCUCUUUCUGCUCAAUCUAAUGUAUAUACGAGCUCAAUUCAUUUAUCUCAUUAAUGAGUUUCACUUCAUGUUCGAAGUGAUUCAAUUCUUUCUACUCUUCUGUACAUUGAAAGUGAAUUUCACUUAUACCUGAAGUUAAUUCAUUGUGACUUAUUUAGUCACUUCACUUUCUGGGUUACUAUUCUAUUAAUCAAUUACACUUUACUUU